AUGGCACCUCCGAACAUUGAUGUCACAAAGACUCUUGAGAACAAUACCCAUCCACAAUGGUGGAAGGAUCCUGGGAUGCGGAAGCUGAACUUCAUGAUUCUUUGCGUCAUCACGGCGCAAAUGACUUGUGGAUAUGAUGAAGCUGUCGUGGGAAACUUUCAGGCUAUGAAACCAUGGUUGAAAGAUAUGUCUUACCCCGACGCGUCCCAUAUUGGCCUCAUCACAACAAUCAUCUUCGUUGGUGGCUUCAUCGGCUCUUUCCCUGCAUCACCAGUGGCAGAUGUUUACGGACGCAAGAUGGGGCUGUACAUCGGCUCUUUCUUCACCUUGAUUGGAACCAUCAUCCAAACGUCAGCGUUUGGAUAUGCUCAAUUUAUGGUUGGAAGGUGCUUGCUUGGCGUAGGAAUAAGCUUCACUUGCGUUGCUGGUCCCUCAAUGAUCGCCGAGCUUGCACACCCAAGACAACGAGGUACCGUCCUUGGAUUCUUCAACACGCUGUGGUAUGUCGGUGCUAUCAUUGCGGCGUGGGGUAGCUUCGGCUCAGGACACCUGAGCACAAGUUGGUCUUGGCGGAUCCCCAGCCUGGUUCAAGCACUCCCACCAAUCUUCUUGAUCGCGAUGUUGCCAUUCAUGCCAGAGAGUCCAAGAUGGCUUCUUGCAAGAGGAAGAUCGGAAGAUGCAAGAGCAGUCCUGGCAGAGUAUCAUGCCAAUGGACAGAUGGACGAUGAGUUGGUGCUGUAUGAGAUUGACGAGAUCAAUACCGCUCUAGCGAUCGAGAGUAGAUAUUCUGAAGUGGGGUGGAACAUUCUAUGGAACACCGCUGCAAACAGGAAAAAAAUGGCAGUCACCAUCUCGGUGUUUGUUUUGUGUCUAUGGUGCGGACAAGGAGUCAUCAGUUACUAUUUCUCACCCCUCCUCACUUCGUUGAAAGUAACUGGUACCAACCAGCAGACCGGAAUCAACGGCGGGAUGCAGAUCUGGAACUUUUUGGUCUCGAUCGCGGGCGCUUUACUUGCGGAUAGGAUUGGACGACGAUCUCUUUGGAUGGUCUCCCUCAACGGCAUGAUCUGUGCCAAUAUCGGAAUCACAAUCACCAGCGCAGUGUUUGACAAGAACGGAAACAAUGCUGCCGCAUACAUGGCAAUUGCCUUUCUCUUCUUGUACAAUGCUGGCUUCAACAUUGCUUGCAACCCACUUGCAUAUUCAUACCCCACCGAAAUUCUUCCGUACAGCAUGAGAACCAAAGGACUUGCCGCCAUGGUCGCAAUUGGACAGGCUCUCUUGAUUGUCUCGCAGUAUGCUAACCCGGUGGCAAUUGCUGCUAUUGGAUGGAAGUAUUGGCUGUUCUUUUUGGGCAUGUUGGUUCUCUUCCUUGCUAUGGUGUACUUCACGUAUCCUGAGACGAAAGGAUUGACGCUUGAAGAGCUUGCAAGGCUUUUCGAAGAUGAUAAGACUAUGAAUGUGGUUGAGAAGAUGGAAGGUAUUGAACCAGAGACUGAGGUGGUUGCGGUUACUGUAGAUAAGAAGGAAUAA
Messenger RNA from Mollisia scopiformis, 1533 nucleotides. RefSeq names its product general substrate transporter. The transcript has 3 exons. Gene Ontology annotation, biological process: transmembrane transport; carbohydrate transport. Bases 1 to 1533 code for a protein of 510 amino acids. The record is from RefSeq and is a predicted model, not a curated record. Gene Ontology annotation, cellular component: membrane. Lineage: Eukaryota; Fungi; Ascomycota; Leotiomycetes; Helotiales; Mollisiaceae. Gene Ontology annotation, molecular function: carbohydrate:proton symporter activity.